AUGAAUUCCAAAGCAUCCUCUUUGAUUUCGACCCAAUCAGCGCGUGUUAUGGCUCCUUCAAAAAUCUCCAACGGCAGCCACCACCAAGGCAGCCAAAUCCCGAUGAUUCCGAUGCCGUCGGUGAGCAGCAACGGUGGCAACGGAAGCUCGACUACAACAUUUCAAAUGCCACUGCAUUACCCGAGAUUCAAGAAGGCUGAUUACGAGAAGAUGCCGGAAUCCCAACUGGACUGCCUUCUCAGAGAAUACGGGCUUCUGACCACAUCAAUCGGAGACCUUGAUCAGAAGCGGAAGUUUGCCGUGGGUGCUUUCCUCUGGCCUGAUGAGUAUUGA
Oldenlandia corymbosa var. corymbosa is the source of this 333-nucleotide messenger RNA. The record is from the annotation of a GenBank genome assembly. Lineage: Eukaryota; Viridiplantae; Streptophyta; Magnoliopsida; Gentianales; Rubiaceae.